UAAUGGAAUAAUAAUCUAAACCUGAAUUGGUAUGAGUUGGGCAGCUGUGUAAUCUACGAGGAGGUGGAGUGCUAAAAUAGCAGUCAUUCUAAAAGGAAUUGCUGCCCAAGGGUUUUUUUUUUUCGAAGACGACGACAGGGUUACAGGGUCAGUGGGGGAUUUCACAGCAUCUAGAAUGAGUUCUGUAGUUUGUUGUUUCAUAGUGCAUAAGAACACCCUAAAUCAAGGGGGAAAAAGAGCUCACUUAAAGGGUUACUAAAUUUCCAAAGAGUUUGUGCUACUAACCUGGCCACGUGCAAACACCAUUUCAGGUGCAAUGGUGCAGCACCUCCUAACCACUUUUAAAGGAAAGUGCCACAGAAGGUCCAGGAUAAAGUUUAACCCUGUGUACAGAGUCAGCAAGAGGUUUAAAUCCUGCUCAACAAAAGGAGAAAACGAAUAAGCAGGACUUGCGCUCUGAAUUUGUGCUGGUCCUCUGCAUUUCAGCAGGAUUAGCUUGAGGAAUAAGUCCAGAAAUUGUGUGCACUACGGAAUUUUCAAACCACCCCAUGUAAGUGGGAUUUCAGCCCUAGAGGUCUGUGCCACCAUUUGCACCUGAUAUUGCCUCCACCAAGAGACCAGCCCAUAGCAACUGUCUUAUUUUGGCUCGUCAGACCAGUCGUGUUACCCAUUACAGAGACAAACACCCAAAAACGUUUGUGUCCCCACAGCGGUAACAUGCUCCUACCUCAUGCUGUGUCCAGCCUCUGGCCCAGCAAGGACAGAAAAAUGGAUGAGGGUCAUGGAUUGAGUAGAACCCUGCCAGAUCCACACAACAAGAACUACAGGGCAGUUUCAGGUACCGCAGGAACAAGUCUUGCAAAGAUACAGUGAUCACUAUGGCUCCUUGCUUCAUCCUGAAGAGGAUCCUAAUGGUCCUAUUUACAGGUCUCACAGUAUCGGGCUCUCCAGUGAGAGGAGUGGUGGGUCAGAAUGUCAUUUUGCUCUGUAAAUACCAAGUUAAUCGCCAAAGUGACAUCACAACAAUGUGCUGGGGCCGGGGCAGCUGUCCUUCUUCUCAAUGUUCUCAGCCAAUUCUCUGGACAGAUGGAUGGAGGGUAACCAAGCGUCAGUCCAGCAGAUACCAGUUAGAAGGGAAUCUCGCUCAGGGGGAUGUGUCCCUGACCAUAGUGGAUGUGGCAGAAGCAGACGGAGGGGUGUACUGCUGCCGUGUGGAGAUCCCUGGUUGGUUCAAUGAUCAGUGGAACAAUCUGGAAGUUGUGAUUGAGACAGUUGCUGCAAAUGCCACCCAGGUAUCCUCUUCUGUCACACCAAGAUGGCUAUCUAUUUCUAGUUCAGAAGCCCCUCAGGCUUUUACUGUGUCUACAUCAGUCCAUCCACUGGAGCCUGGAUCCAGGGGGACAGGGAUGUAUAUUAGAAUUGGCGUCAUUCUGUCACUUCUAGUCCUCCUAAUUUUGUCCCUGUUAAUCUUCACAUUGUGUUGUGGGCGGAGAGCAGUUAUCACCAUGGCUCCUUAUUUCAUCUUGGAGUGGAUCCUAAUGGUCCUAUUUACAGGUCUCACAGUAUCGGGCUCUCCAGUGAGAGGAGUGGUGGGUCAGAAUGUCAUUUUGCUCUGUAAAUACCAAGUUAAUCGCCAAAGUGACAUCACAACAAUGUGCUGGGGCCGGGGCAGCUGUCCUUCUUCUCAAUGUUCUCAGCCAAUUCUCUGGACAGAUGGAUGGAGGGUAACCAAGCGUCAGUCCAGCAGAUACCAGUUAGAAGGGAAUCUCGCUCAGGGGGAUGUGUCCCUGACCAUAGUGGAUGUGGCAGAAGCAGACGGAGGGGUGUACUGCUGCCGUGUGGAGAUCCCUGGUUGGUUCAAUGAUCAGUGGAACAAUCUGGAAGUUGUGAUUGAGACAGCUAGGAUCUCCAGUGCAGGCCCUCACACUUACACAUCUGAACACACCUCAGCUGCUGUGAAUGCCAGUGACACAUCUUCCACCAUCGCCCCACAAUGGCCAUUGGUUUUCAGUUCAGAAGCCCCUCAGGACACUUCAAUCCAGACUAUGUCCACGUUAAUCCAUCAGCUAAUGGAGCCAGAAUCCAGGGGGGCAGGGAUGCAUGUUGGAAUCAGCAUUUUUGUGGUACUUCUAGUCACCCUGGUUUUGGCCCUAAUUCUAUCCAAAAGGUAUUUCCACAACAGACAGAAGCCGAAGACUUUAGCAAGCUCAGUCUCAUUCUCCAACCCAGAACAUGGAGGCUUCCAGAGCACGUUGGAAGCUGGGGUCCAUGCAGAAGAGAAUAUUUAUAUGAUGGACUAAAGAAUGAUUGGCUCCUUUCCCUGAUCAACACUGUGCCUUUAGCCAGUUACUACAAAACUAGCUCAGUUUAUACAACCCUCUAAACUAUAUGUUCUACUGACCACUUUUAACCCUUGUUUGAUACAACUGAGAAUUUCGAAGAGGGGUGUUCCUGGUGGAGGGCACAUGGACUGACAAACUAUUAUUUGCAUCACUCCAGUAAAGCAAGAAGUGUCUACAAAUUUGGGGCUAAGACUUUGCCAGUCUAUUGCAGACACAAGGCUCCACCGUUUAGUGCCAUUCUCAGCAUCCAUUCACCGAAUGGGAGCGAUACGCGUAUUACAUUUGUUACAGAUGCAAAUUGCCACUUCUGAGAGUGAAUGAGAGCAACACCACAAUGCCUACGCAGCUGAGAAGACAGAAGCUACAGUCCACUUUCAUAUUUACUCGUGUCUUUACCUUGAUGCUGGAUUUCCUGGGGCAGGAUGGCACAGCCAGGAACCAUGCCAUGCCAUCUGCAGGGGUGAGCAGGCUGUGGCAGUUGUGAUGAUGUAGCUGUAAAGAGGAAUUUGUUUGUGAAUGUUUCAAGCAACAAAAGUUUAACUGCAUUUUUGCUAAGGCAAAAUAUAUCCAUUCUUCAUUACCAGUGAGGAUUCAAUCAUGCGGGUUCUAAGUGCUUUCAGAAAGAUGCUGAAACUUCUCAACUUCUAAGAAGUCAAUAGGAAUGGAGAGUACUCAGCAUUUCCCAGAAGGCGCUCAGCACCUGGGCAGGUCAGGCUCUUAAUACAUAGAAUACGUACAUUUUGUUGUCUCAGUUAAUUAUGACUAAGCACAUUUUACUCUGGAAACAAUACAUCCGGUUCUUCCUCUGUGCUUUUUAAAAAGCUGAUAUGAUUCAUACCAGGAACCACAUUAGUGACAGGAUCUCCCAUUUCCAGAACUCUAGGAAACUAGAAAAAACACUAGCUACCCUGAAGAAUGAAUAAUAAAUUCCUCUCGCUGCUAUUACCAAGGGGAAACAGAGUCAUGUUGGAAGGGUAAGUCAGAGAUCUUGGUAAUGCAACAAAUGUUGGGAUAAAGUCUGCUCUUCACUUACAUCAGUAUAAAUCCAAAAUAACUCCACUAACCAUACUGAAAUUUGAAUGGGAUUUAAGCUGUGUAAGGGGACAGCAGGCUGAGACAAAUUCUGCUUCUCACAUACACGGCUGUUACCCGCACCCCAGUUAAUGGAACUGGUAUUGGACAUGUGUCCCCCAUGCUUUUUGGUCGAGGGACACUGCAAAACAAAGAUUGAGGUUGUCCCAUAAUGAAUUGGAUUGGGAUGAGCCAGCAUAUUUCAUUUUGUACGGUCAUGCAAUAGAACACAACCUAACUGAUACAAAUUCAGGCAGUUCUGGUGGGAAGAACAGUUUUGCUCAGCUGUUUUUUAAAACUCACUUUUUAAUCAGCUAUAUCUAGGAAACUACAGCAGAUUUCCUGACAAUGCAAAAACCUAGUAUGUGCAAGAGAGAGCCAAAUAUCUCCUGAUUUCAGUCAAGAUAAACUUAUUAGAGUUAGUCAAGCUGGUGAUGUAGAAAAGCCAAUGUGGGGAGUACUUUUAAAGGAAUGAUUAGGAAAAUUAAAGUAAGCAAACUUUCCAUCCUCAGUCAUUGCUUUCAAUGGAGUUACACUAGGCAUGACCUUCAUUCGCUCUUAUUGUCCGCCAAGCCGUAGAGAGACAAUAAUGCUGUGUUGAUUUUAAUCACAUCCUGUAUGUGAGAUUCACUGGCUCAGAAAAAGUGUUUAGAAUAAAUAGGAAAUCAGGUCUGGAGUCUCUCUCCCUAAACUCUCUCUCCCUCUGGGUUAAGAAAGCAGCGGUAUCUGUCGAUGAGAAACAAAACACAGGACGAGAUUGAGAUUUAGAGAAACUUCACCUUCCUAGUCAUUAUUAUUGUAAUAGCCUAAUUAUUUUGCUAUAUCACUGGGAUUGUCAGAAAAUCAGUAUGUAUUUUACAGAGACAUUAAAAUGUGCUUCUGGUCUCACACUUCCAUUACUUCUGUAUUACACUGGUAUGAGUGAGGUCAGAAUCUGUCUUCGAAAGUCAAACAGUGAGAUUCUAUCCAUAGUCUGACAGCAGGACUUACAAUAGCGCUUACUGUUGACUUCAAUAGGAGCAGUGAAGCCAACAAUGAAGGAUUUUUAAAACCCCAUGCUGAAUGUCUAUUGCAGCACUGACUGUUCUUUGGAUCAGCUGUGUGUUGCACCAGACCGAGUCCUAACCAGUCACUCUUCUAAUAGUUUAACAAUUGAGUCUGCUCAUCUCUUAUUAGAAAUCACCCUGACCACCUGAAAAUCUUUCUAUUUGUUUGUUUUAAAUCAAAAUUACAAAAUUUUCUAUGAGAAGCACCUUCGGGGAUCUUUGUACAAAAUUAUAUAUAGGUUAGACAAUGAUAAAAGUUAUGGUUACAGCAUCUUUCUUGUUUGUCUACUCCACAUCUUUAUCUGUAAAAUGGAUCUCUGUUAAUGUUGAGAUUGUAUUGCAUGCUUAUAAAAAUGUGCACAGAGUUCACGGUUCCUUCUGCUUUUGCAUGCCAACUGCAGAAAGGCUCUGAACCCCCCAAUACCUGAAGUUACCUGGUAACAAGACAGGGUGGUUCCAACAUUCAACUUUGGUUAGUAAACAAUUAAUGCUGCAAAAACUUAAAUCGCUCCCCAUCAAACAUUGAUGUUUGGCUCUGUGAUAUAGCUGGAACGCACAGCUAACAAACGACUGGCAUUCGGCAGAAGAGGAAUGCCCAGAAAAUUUAAAGCAAUAUGGGCUGGCUUUUUAGAGGUCUAUGAUUAAUGUAGAUCCUGAAGAUAGAGAUGUCACUUCCCCUCCCCUUCUUUUAUCCUACCUCUCUUUGCUUACUUUGUGUAUUAUGAUGAAACUGGUAUUUGGAUAUAUUUGUAUUUGGAAUAAUAAAACAUUAUAAAUAAAGGAAGGCCCUG
Messenger RNA from Dermochelys coriacea (leatherback sea turtle), 5250 nucleotides. RefSeq names its product hepatitis A virus cellular receptor 1 homolog. NCBI's taxonomy places the organism in Eukaryota, Metazoa, Chordata, Testudines, Dermochelyidae. The transcript has 13 exons. The record is from RefSeq and is a predicted model, not a curated record. The coding region runs from base 879 to 2300 and encodes 473 amino acids.